UUGGGUACGUUGGGCAUUACCCUGCUACUUUGGUUGAUCUUCUACCGACGGCUCGUUCCACUGAAGAUACCCGAUCUAUCGUGCGGUGAAUACAUGAAAUAUCCGAAUGGAGUAAAGUACCGCAUGUGA
Molecule: messenger RNA, 129 nt
Organism: Haemonchus placei
Lineage: Eukaryota; Metazoa; Nematoda; Chromadorea; Rhabditida; Trichostrongylidae
Source: the annotation of a GenBank genome assembly